AUGGAGGAAUCCGACGGACGCAAGCAGCGGAGGAAGAGGACCGGUGGCCGCGGAGGAGGAGGACCGGUGGCGGCGGAGGAAUCCGGCGCUGGCAGCAGAGGACACGGCGCCAGGGAGGGGCGGGGCGAGCAGCAGCGCGGCGUGGGACGGGCAGCGGCGCAGGGCGGGGCGAGCAGCGGCGCAGGGCGGCAGCGGCGCGAGGCGGGGCGACCACGGCGAGGCGCGGGGCGGGCAGCAGCGCAGGGCGCGGAGCGGCGCGGGGCGGAGCGAGGCGGGCAGCAGCGCAGGGCGCAGAGCGGCGCGGGGCGGAGCGAGGCGGGGCGAGGCGGGGCGAGCAGGGGCGCGGUGGAAACGGCGGCGAUAGAGUGA
This is a messenger RNA of Salvia miltiorrhiza (redroot sage), 369 nucleotides long. RefSeq lists its product as uncharacterized. The coding region runs from base 1 to 369 and encodes 122 amino acids. The transcript has a single exon. NCBI's taxonomy places the organism in Eukaryota, Viridiplantae, Streptophyta, Magnoliopsida, Lamiales, Lamiaceae. The record is from RefSeq and is a predicted model, not a curated record.